Antechinus flavipes (yellow-footed antechinus) is the source of this 857-nucleotide messenger RNA. RefSeq names its product translocase of inner mitochondrial membrane 10B (gene TIMM10B). The record is from RefSeq and is a predicted model, not a curated record. Gene Ontology annotation, cellular component: mitochondrial intermembrane space chaperone complex. NCBI's taxonomy places the organism in Eukaryota, Metazoa, Chordata, Mammalia, Dasyuromorphia, Dasyuridae. Bases 56 to 412 code for a protein of 118 amino acids. The transcript has 3 exons.
ACUGAAGUUGUGUGCGGUUUCGGAAGUGACGUAGGGACUUGCGCCCUGUGGCGCCAUGGAGUCACAGCAGUCGCAGCCGCCGCAGCAGCAGCAGGUGCAACAGCAGCAGCUGAGAAACCUUCGGGACUUCUUAUUGGUAUACAACCGGAUGACAGAACUCUGCUUUCAACGCUGUGUGCCCAGCUUGCAUCACCGAGCCCUGGAUGCAGAAGAGGAGGCCUGCCUGGACAGCUGUGCGGGAAAGCUGGUCCAUUCCAAUCACCGCUUAAUGGCUGCCUAUGUACAGCUCAUGCCUGCCCUGGUACAGCGCCGCAUCGCCGACUAUGAGGCCAGUGCAGCCCUGGCAGAGACAGCUGAGUCUCCAUCAAGCCCUGGGGCCGGCCAGCAUGGGACUCCAGGCCCGGGAAGCUAGAGGAUUCCUAUUCAUCUGCCACCUUGGGAUGGAAAACUCGAAUAUGAGGCUUUCUGACAUCAGGAAAGUGUUUAGUGUGACUUGAGUCAUCCUGGGUCAAUCUCAUCUCUGCUCUUGCCUACCAGAUGCCCUGAUGUCAUCACAGCAGGAGCCCAUUACCUGCCACAAGGGGUGUCCAGGCAGAGGAGAGUGGGUCAGGGAUACCUUUGGAGAUACCAAUGGAGUUCCAAAGUACAAGAGGCAAGUUCCGGAGAUGACUGAACAGAGAGAAAAGACUGCCUGGAUUCUCAGAAAGGUUAGAAAGCAAGAGAAGGAAUUACUAGUUCAUGGCAACCUUUCACUGAAAACCAGGGAUGGCAUUUCUUUGAGUCCAGAAACAUCCCAAACUCUGUUUUUUCUUCCUUGUCCAAACCUGCCUGUCAGCAGUAAAGUCCUUAUAAGUUUC